AAUAAUUAUUGGAGUUCAUAUUUUUUUCUGAAAUAGAAAACACGCCAAGGCCGUGUCUAACAAGGAGUAUUUUCUGGCCUGCUCUGUGAUAGCUUAAACCUCAAAGGAAGCAGUUUCGCUGCUCUGCUCGUCUGGAGAGCGGAAGUGUGGGUCCAGGUUCGAAUGAGAAAAUUUACAACGCAGACGCAAAAUGUUAUGAAAUGAGAGAAAAAACGACUUUGCACAAUUUGAAAGGGACGCUGAUGUUUUUAGCAGUGCAACGGUCUAUGUUACACAGGGAACCAUGGCAAAACACUUGCUGCAAAGCUGUUUUUAAGCCCACAGGCCAUCAUAAAUGAGUCAGAUGGCAAACGUACAGAACAAGAACCAUCACCUUGUACCAGUGAUGCAGCACCAUGGAAAGCAGGUGCCAUUUUGGAAGAAAUUACAAAAAUGCAAAGACCGAUGUAUGUACAGUCCGAACACCUGUAAGAGCGAGGAAUGUUUUUGCACUGGAACCACUGAAAAUUCACUGUGAAAUACAAUUCUGCGAGAUGAAAUUCAACGUGUCCUGGUGUAAAAUCGAUGAUACAAAUGACUGCAGGAAUAUUGAUGAAACACCUCACAUCAGAACCCUUCUGAAAACCACUCCAGAGGACAUCAAUGUGCACCUGUCAUACCUACACUUCACUCAGACUUCACGGAGUGAUUCUGGUCAAUACAGGUGUAAAAUUUCAGGGAGCAUAACAUCGGUGAGCCACUCCAUUCAUGUCAAUGUCACAGAUGCACCAAGUGACAGGAACAUCAGCUCUGCAAUUAACACAACAAAUGCUCCUGUCAACGAUUUACAGCCAGGACUGCAGGCCAAGCUGCCGUAUAUUUACUUUUUAGCUGGCAUCAUAACAAUCCUUAUCAUAGUGAUUGGGAUCUCUGUAUUUAUUAUGCGAAGAUGCGAAGGAUCGCAGAAAAGAGAAAAAGCUGAAAACUCCCAGAAUCAGUUGCGCUUACAGUCCAGCACACCAGAGAAUUCCUGCCAAGCCACACUCGGCCCUGAAUCCCUCAUGCGGCCGAAGAGCGUGUGCGUCCACCCAGCUCCGCACUUGGACCAUGCAAGUGGCGUUUAUGACAACGUUCCUACGACGACAACGUCCCAGUUGAAGUCCACCAAGGCCUCUGUGAGAGCGCCGCUCACUAGGCGGGAGACACCUAACGUGACGUCCGCCGUGAUACUCGCAGAGAGUAUCUAUGACAACGAUGGGGCCGAUGAGAAGGGCGAGGAAAGCUGCCUCGUGUACGCCGCUCUCAACCAUAAGGCUGUCCGGGAGGGUCACAGCCCCAUACACUCCUCCAUUUUUGAGGAAGACCUCUCAGAAUACGCUCCCAUUCGGGUCUCCUGAACCUAGAGCGAGUCCAUGGCUCAGGUUGCGAAGAAAGCGAUACCUGGGAACUUUGGGUAUAUACUGUACUCCAUGAAUCUUUAGCGCAUACUACA
Messenger RNA from Scleropages formosus (Asian bonytongue), 1471 nucleotides. Its product is annotated as B- and T-lymphocyte attenuator-like. Gene Ontology annotation, cellular component: plasma membrane. The transcript is spliced from 6 exons. Gene Ontology annotation, molecular function: signaling receptor activity. Gene Ontology annotation, biological process: immune response-regulating cell surface receptor signaling pathway. NCBI's taxonomy places the organism in Eukaryota, Metazoa, Chordata, Actinopteri, Osteoglossiformes, Osteoglossidae. The record is from RefSeq and is a predicted model, not a curated record. Bases 396 to 1376 code for a protein of 326 amino acids.